This is a messenger RNA of Prorocentrum cordatum, 1271 nucleotides long. The record is from the annotation of a GenBank genome assembly. NCBI's taxonomy places the organism in Eukaryota, Dinophyceae, Prorocentrales, Prorocentraceae.
AGCCGUGAGCGGAUUGACAUUGCUCUUCCCCGCCGCUCCCGCUGCCUCCGUUGCCCACGUUCCUCCGCGACCGGCAGCAGAGAGAGAGAGAGAGAGCAAUGGACGCCAACAUGACCUCGCAGACGAACUCGGAGCGAGAACAGCGGUUGCGGGAGCUGAUCUCUGAGUUUCGCACCGCUGCCACCGACGGCAUCCGCGUCGAGCUCGUGGACAAGGAGUCGCAGCUCGUGUGCCAGGGCAUCUUUAAGCUGGACUCGGCCCAGAUGACUAUGAGCCUCCAGCCCGCGUUCCUGCCGGAGACGAGCUGGAGCAUGCGCGAAAUCGGCGCCGUGAUGAAGGGCAAAGAGUUUGCAAGGUGCGUCCCCGAGCUGGCCCACCUCUCCGCGAAGUGUAUCGGUUUGCGGAUUUUGACACUGAGACGCAGAUCAGAUGCCUUCACUUCGACGACAAAAAGGUUCGGGACGAUUUCUACGCCUGCCUGAAGAUCCUGCGCACGUGUGCCGGGAGUGUCCAUUCUGGUACUGUGGCUGGGGGUUGAGGAAGCCACCGGGGCAGCCUGCAGGGGGACGCACACCGACAUACGCACAUCAAUAUCUUUGGCGCGGCAUUUUAGCACUGCUCAGUGUCGUAGUGCAAGCGUCGCAACGGGUAGCAAGAGACAUUAGCAGUGGAAAGUUCACGGGACGCUGAUGAAAAGAAGCAUGCUCGCAUUGAAGUGCGUGCUGGAAGCGAGGCCGCACGUUCGGACCGAUCUUCCUUGUAUCCUGGCAGAACCGCUGGCAAUAGGAGGAUCUUCGGACGCAAUCCGGCACGCUUGGAAAGAACUCCUUGGCAACACCUUCGCAGGCAUCGCUUGCGCAGCGAAGUGCGCCGUGCGGGAGCUGGCAUGUUCGAACAGCACCGCAUUUUGCGCUGCACGGUUUCAGGAUCGGAGGGAAGCGGUGCUCUGGCCUCGCUGGGAACGCAGUAAGGAGACAAACCUUCUGCAGGCCCACUGUAACCUGGCCCCCCCUCACUUUCACUUGAGCUUGAAGUUCCCCUUGGCGCGGGUCGCGAGGAAGCUUCGCUCCGUUUUUACAUUUUUAAAGUUCAGCCUUCUCAUCGUCCCCCCGCUCCUCCUCCUCGUCCUCUUCGUCUUCCAUCUUCUCCUCCUUCUCCUCCUCCUUCUCCUCCUCCUCCUCCUCCUCCAGCGCCGAUCCAAGGAAUCCGCGCGGACCUCCGACAUUUCAUGUCUAUGCCAGUGUCUGUUGUUCUCCAUCACAGGGCGAGGG